Molecule: messenger RNA, 465 nt
Organism: Macrosteles quadrilineatus (aster leafhopper)
Lineage: Eukaryota; Metazoa; Arthropoda; Insecta; Hemiptera; Cicadellidae
Exons: 1
Coding region: 1-465 (154 amino acids)
Biological process (GO): DNA integration
Molecular function (GO): nucleic acid binding
Source: RefSeq, a predicted model, not a curated record
AUGGGGCAGCUUCCUCCUACAAGAACAUCACCAUCACGUCCCUUUUUGCACUCUGGUGUAGAUUACGCAGGCCCUUUUGUAAUCAAAACAUGGCAUGGAAAGAGAGCAAAAACCUACAAAGGUUAUAUUGCGGUGUUCAUCUGCUCGUCGACCUCAGCUAUUCAUCUAGAGUUGGUUUCCAACUUCUCAGCAGAAGCCUUCAUAGCGGCUUACAAACGAUUCACCAGCCGUCGAGGCAUCUGUGCUACUUUAACUAGUGACUGCGGGACAACAUUUGUAGGAGCUGACAAAGAACUGAAAAGAUUGUUUUCAUCGUCUUCAGCAGAAUCAGGUCAACUCAAGUCCCUGCUUGCUAAUGAUGGAACUGAAUGGAAAUUCAACCCUCCUGCUGCUCCACAUUUUGGAGGUCAUUGGGAAGCUGGUGUUAAAUCAGUUAAAUACCAUCUCAACCUACCUACCUACUAA